AUUAGUUCAUAGGUCUAUAACGAACUAGUUCACAUAAGUGAACGAUUAUAAUAUAGUUCCAUCUCUAAUUAAAAACGGCUUAGACGCUUUGUAAGUAGAACAUUCAAAGUGGAUCUUUGGAUUUCAGUUACAUUAUUAUAUACCUACAUUAAAUUUAAUUAUUUAUUAAUAUGUGUAGAUCCAAUAAAAAUAAAAUUGGACCAAUGAGAAACGGCGGAAUAUUGACGCCACAGCACAGCUACGUGACCGGGUAGACGGCGCCGCCAGGGUGGCAGAGGGUUAAAAAACUGACUCAUGCUUGCUCACCAACCUAUUCAAUUUAUGGUGGGAACUGAUAAUAUAAUAUGACGUGCCAAUGCUAUACGUUUUAAAUUUUUACUGAUAGCCAUCACUUUGUCCGUAUUACCACAGCACAGUCGUCUCCGUGUUUUUUUUUUAUGAUGUUUGUAUACCUACCAGGUACAACCGUCCUUAACUAAAGUCCAGUCAAAUAUUGUGAAUAUCGCCUGAUAAUAAUUGUUGUUAUCGUUCUUGCAAUAUAAAUCAUAAAUAGAGUUGACAAACAAGCUAUACUGAAACAAUAAUAUAUAAUAUUAAUAUGGGAUUAAAAUGUUGUGUGGAUUCGUGUCAGAUAGAAGCUAAUUCUUGGAAUAUUCAAUUAUACUCAUUUCCAUUUAAUUCCUCCCUUUACAAUAAAUGGGUAGCUGCGAUAAAAAAAUAUGAUCAAAUUGAAUAUUGUAGAAAUCUUCGCAUAUGUUCGAGGCAUUUCAAACUACAAGAUCGAGAGAAAAGUUUAUUUGGCUAUUCUAAACUGAAAUUAGGAGCUAUUCCUUCAGUAUUUGUCCAUGGUAAACGGUCAAUAUUUAAAGAUGUUGAAAACAUUAAGAACUACCGACUAUCAGCUGAAGAAAUAAUUUCCAAAAAAACACUCGAACUAUUAGUGCAUCAUGGUGUUUUCACUGAUGAAGAUCUUGAAGCACGCCUCGAAAGAGAAAAGUAUUGGAAUACAUAUCUACAUGGUUACUAUGAAAAUGAAAAGCGGCUUUUUGAACAACAUUUGAAUUAUUUCAAAAGAUUAUAUGAGGAUUCUCAAAAUAGUAUCAUUCCAGAUCUAUUUUCAAUUCAAUUAAAACUACUAAAAUUAAAGUAAAUGAUGAAAUGAUUAAAUUAUUUAAGUAAUAUAAUUACAUACAUUUGGUACUAUUAGGUAACAAUAACUAUCAUACAGUAAUAUUAAUUAUUAGGUAUUGUUAUAUUUAUUGAUAUUAUAUUUCAUCUUAUCAACUUCAUUAAACAUUUAUUUUAUUAUUCUUUGAUUUUAUCUGUAUAUCAUACAACUUAAGAACAGAUGGAAUAAAUGACAA
Messenger RNA from Metopolophium dirhodum (rose-grain aphid), 1364 nucleotides. RefSeq lists its product as uncharacterized. The transcript is spliced from 5 exons. The record is from RefSeq and is a predicted model, not a curated record. Gene Ontology annotation, molecular function: sequence-specific DNA binding. The coding region runs from base 599 to 1150 and encodes 183 amino acids. Lineage: Eukaryota; Metazoa; Arthropoda; Insecta; Hemiptera; Aphididae.